AGCGAUGGGGGAAUAAUUAUUUGGCUGUGCGCAUCUUCCUUGAAGACAAAAGCAUCUUCCUUCUCGAUUCUCAGCAUCUACGAAAUAUUCACACUUCCACUUGAUCAGAUCCAACAAAUAAGCUUUCCUUUCUAUUUUAUUACACGACAUAUAUAUACUCAUUUAACGCGCGUGCUCCUCAUCCAACGGUUCAUAUUCUAUCUCCCUCCUUUAUAUAUACCACUGAAUCAUUCACAUCUUUUGCUUAUCAAUAAUCAAUAAAGUGACAAAAAACAUGGCGACUUUGGAAUCUCCACUAGAGGCGUUGGCUUUGGAAUAUGCUAGCAUCGGUUGUUUCGCCGUCGUCAACAACGUCUGGACAUGGAUCGCCGUCGUUACCGCCGCAGUCGGCUUCUGGAGGAUAAGAGUCACCACCAUCAAAGUCGAACACGGUCUUGGGUGUGGCUUGUUAGAGGGAUCAAAAGCCUCGAAACAUGAACAAGAAUCAUGUCAUCACGAACCGCAAGCAAUGGCCGGGGGCGCGGUGGAGGAGGCGGCGAUGGCUCGAGCAAAGGGAACGGAGGUUUUGGAGCCGUUAGUGUGCGAUGACGGAGUGACGAAAGGGAAGCUGACGAUGUACUACGAGGUAGAUGACGUUGACGGGGAGAGGUGUGUUGAUAGAGAUGGAGAGUUAACGGCCGUUAACUACGGAGGUGGUUUGGGUAGUUGCGGAGAGUUGUGGGAGAGAUGGGAAAGAGUGUUGAAGAUGAGAACUGGUGAUGACGAUUGGUACCGUUACGUAGACUUGACGGUGAUAAACGGGAGUGUCGUAAGGUUAUGGGAUGACAAACGGAAUUCGUAAGCGAGCCAUGUGUCUAAAUUAGAGGAUAUUCCUAGUUUGGAAAAAUUAUAUCCCUCGAACCUUAUUGGUUUAAACUUCAAAGUUUAUUUUUGGUCGAUUAAGUUUGUAAUUUGUAUAUAGUUUCUCCCCACAAGACCAGGGACGCUUGACCUAGAAGAAAAAAAAUCAAAUAUUAAAUGCUGUUGCUUA
Molecule: messenger RNA, 1030 nt
Organism: Raphanus sativus (radish)
Lineage: Eukaryota; Viridiplantae; Streptophyta; Magnoliopsida; Brassicales; Brassicaceae
Exons: 1
Coding region: 275-841 (188 amino acids)
Source: RefSeq, a predicted model, not a curated record